CAAGAAUGGGCAGGAGUGCGUGUUGUGUGCUGUACGAGAGUGUCACGAGUUGGGUCCGUAGCCAGAGAGUUUCAAUAUCGUCACAGAUUUCCAACGAACGUGCAUACAAGUUCCUUUCAUUUAUCGUGUGAGAUCAAAAGAGAAAGAAAGAAAGAGAGAGAGAAAGAGAAAGAAUAACACAAUAUUUAACAACAAUGUCGGCCAUUUUGAAAAUAAUUUCAUUGAAUUUACAUUUACCAAAAGAAAAAUAAAACAAUGUGAAUUACUCUAGAAGAAAAAAAAUUAUCAGAAAAAAGAGAGAAAGAAUUAAACGUGGGCAAGGUUAUGGGCGUGCUCGGAGGAUUCCUAUUCAGUGGUUCUCAUUUCUUCGUCAUUUUGUUAUAUAUCAAAGAAGCUUAUAUCUUCAUACCAGUUUAUUUCGAUGUCGUUGAUUCUUGAUCGAUAUAACGUGGAAAUAGUUGUGACGUAACGCCUGUGUGUGUGUUUCGUCCCUCGAAGAUAUAUCUAUCUAUCUAUCUAUCUCUCUUUUUCUUCCUCUCUCUUUUUAUACAUAUAUAUAAGGAAAAAGGAAACGCGAUAAGAAGGAUGACGCGUAAAUUGAGCAAGUUCUUAAUACUCUUCGACAAUACCAAUCUACUUUACUUUCCUGGUCAUUUUUUAUCCGGUCGUGUGCUUAUCGAGCUUGACGAUGAGGCAUACGUCUCUGGACUGCAUUUUCACGUUGUUGGCGAAGGAGUCGUUCGUGUUCGUAGUCAACGUGCUGAAAGGGUUUACGAUAAAGAGAACUAUAUAGAUUUUCGAAUGAGACUUCUCGGCGAACCGGGCGAAGGACCGUCGCUUCUAUCACCGGGGAUUCACAGUUUUCCUUUCAAAUUGGGUUUACCUUUAGGCUUACCAUCAACCUUCUUAGGCAAACAUGGCUGGGUUCAAUAUUAUUGCAAAGCUGCAUUACGAGAACCAGGUGGAUUGACCCAUAAAAAUCAACAGGUUUUCAUCGUUAUGAAUCCAAUCGAUUUGAAUCUCGAGCCACCGAUUUUAGCGCAACCAGCGAGGCAAGAGAUCGAACAACGCGUUGGUGUAUCAUGUGUCUCGAGUGGUCCGGUUUUAUGUCGAGUAAGUUUAGAUCGUGGCGGAUAUGUACCUGGUGAAACCAUCGGAAUCUCUGCUACCGUCAAUAAUCAUAGCAAGGUUACGAUGAAAUCGACGAAAGCAUCUCUGACCGAAACGAUUCAAUAUCUAUGUCGUGGUAAAGUACUUGCGAGUGAAACUCGAGAACUAGCUAGCGUUUCAAGGGGAAAAAUUCGACCAGGCGAAGGCGAAGAAUGGUUGAACGAACAAAUGUACGUUCCACCAUUACCACCCACUAAUCUGAGAGGGUGUCAUUUGAUCAACGUACUGUAUCAUGUUUAUUUUGUUAUAAGCCCAAAGAGCUUGAACAAGGAGAUAAAACUACAGAUACCGAUUGUACUAGCCACUUAUCCGCUCAGGCAGGAAGGAGCACCGGCAGGUACAGCGCCUUCUAAACGAGGAGCUCAUUAUCCCUCAACGCUGCCAAUUUUUAGACCAUGGCUCGAUGACAAAGCUUUUGAGAUACAGGAAUGAAUGUAUUAAAUACGUUUGAGAUAUCGAAGAAGAUGAAAUACGCUUAUAAUAAUGCUUCGUAAUCUUACCUUUGAAAGACCUGAAUUAUCCAAUUAAUAUUUCUUGAUUCAAACAUUGGAUUUAUUCUAAUGGAAUACUCAAGAUCUUAAUGAAAUAGUUAACUAAUUUUAUUGAAUAUUUAAUUGCAAAAUCCUACUAAAGAUGUUUUAUAUAUUAAUACAUUUUUAAUAUUUUAAAUACUUAAGAUAGUAUUAGGGAUAAAAAUCCGUCCAUUUUCAAAUUUCGAAUAAAAUAGAUUAAGAUAUUUUUUAAAUUGCCUUAUAUUUUAUGUACAGCAGAUAUGAAUUAUAUUGAGAAUAGAAGUGAUGAAAGAAAAAUAAUAUAAUAAAAAAUGUUGACAAAUCAA
Molecule: messenger RNA, 2008 nt
Organism: Vespa mandarinia (Asian giant hornet)
Lineage: Eukaryota; Metazoa; Arthropoda; Insecta; Hymenoptera; Vespidae
Gene: Vdup1
Product: arrestin family protein Vdup1
Biological process (GO): protein transport
Cellular component (GO): cytoplasm
Source: RefSeq, a predicted model, not a curated record